CUUUUCACCAUAAAUAGGCCAGUCACUGAGAGCAGCAGCUGGAGGAGGAGGACGUCAGGUUGUGCAAAACAGAGAGAGGAAGGAAGGAUGCCCACCCACUGAAAAGUUUACGGAAAAAGCAGAAAAAUGGAUGUGACGGAAAGCAGUCAUCAUCGUCAGUCCCUCUUGGAUGCUAUACAACGUUUCAAUGCGGCAACAACCAUAAUGGAUGAGACAAUACUGGUACCCAGCAUGCUUCAGGAUAUUACUUCAGAGGAAGAGGAGCAAGAAAAUCAUUCCAAGUCUACACAAGCUGUUGAGAGGAAAAAUCUGUAUGAUUCCUACCUUCUUCUGAAAUCACUCAGGCAUGAUAUGAAAUGGGGAAUUUCUCAGGAAAAUUUAGUACAAAAACAUUACCCUGAGAAGGCAGAAGUUACACCAGAGGACGAGACAGGAGAUUUGGUGGAACAAUUUCAACAUCACUUAAGAGGCCUUCUCUCUGUUCUCACCAAGCUGACCAAGAAAGCCAAUAUACUGACCAACAGCUACAAGAAAGAAAUUGGGAUUGGCACUUCUAAUAAUAGACAAUAUUCACGGAGCAUCUCCCAUUAAGGGGAUGCAAAAUCUAAUACCAGCAUGGGAUUUUGGAGUUGAGCUUUACAUAUGCAAAUAAAUGUAACACCAGGAUUUAGGCAGAUUUCUUUUAAAGCUUCUUUUUGUUGUGACACUUUCAUUUGGCAUCGUUUUACAUUGGAAAUAAAUACAUUUAAAGCUGUUGUUAAAGGAAUAAAUAGAUGGAUUUUAAAGAAAAAAAGAAAAAAAAUGUAUCAUUACAAACUAAAAAUACAUUGAGAAAACCAUACCAAGAAAGGUAUUCUUCAUUUUCUUCAGGUAUACAGUAUGAGAAGUUUUACGCAGAAGACCAUUAAAGAGACAGUAAAGUCAACAUAAAAUUUUCAUGAUUCAGAUAGAGCAUGGGAUUUUAAACAGCUUUCCAGUUUACUUCAAUUAUCAAAUGUAAAUUGUCCUCUUGAUAUCCUUUAUAAAGAGUAAAGAUAAGUAGGUUGAUAGGAGCUCAGGAGUGUGCAUGUGACCUUAGCAAUCAAAUGACUUCUCUGCUUUAUUGAGGGAACUUGAUUUUUUUAUUGUCCAGAAAAAAAAAAAUUCUAUAUUGACCACUGCCACACAUUUUACCCAAGAAGCACAGAACUCAGUAAUAUAUAUAUAUACACUAUGGGGCCAAUGUAUCAAUGUCUGUCCGAAAUGAUACGCUGUAGCGUAUCAUGUCCAACAGACAUCGCUGAAUGCCUACAGCAUACACUGCAUUUAACUUUGCACAAGCAGUUCACCAGAACUGCUUGUGCAAUGCCGCCCUUGCAGAUUCGCAGUCAAUCGGCCGCUAGCAGGGGGUUUCAAUCAGCCCGAUCGUAUGGGAUCAGGCGGAUUGAAGACCGCAGCCUCAGAGGCAGCGGAUCAGUUAUGGAGCAGCAGUCUUUAGACCGCUGCUUGAUAACUGCUCUCUCUGGCGAGCCUAAAGGUUUGCACGGAAACAGCAGUUAUGAAGCAGCGGUCUAAAUUCGACCCCUAUAAAAGAUAUUGUUGAUUGUGUGUUCAACCCCUAUAAAAGAUAUUGUUGAUUGUGUGUUCGACCCCUAUAUAAGAUAUUGUUGAUUGUGUGUUUACUAAUCUUGUAAAUAUUUUUUACAUUAUAUAUACAGUACAUAUAAACAUAGCCUAAUGUGCUUAUGAACUAAUACAGUCAUUCCUUCCAAACUCCCUUUUGCUUGAGAUAAGGCAAUUGACACACAGUUCUGUAAACAGUCAAGGUUAGAUUACAGCAAAAAAAGAAAGCCAGUGUGCUUCUUUAUUACUAAAUGUAGAACAAGGACAUGUACAGUCUGUGAUACACCUAGCAACAGCUGCUUUCUGUAGCUAUGGAAAUACUUUUUUACUCAGGAAACCAAUAAACCAUGGGUUUUCCUUAUUGACCACUUUUCAUUGGCUGGGUAAGCAGUGCCCUUUCCUUAUCAACUAGAACCACUCAAGCUCCGAGUCUAAAUGUUUACACUGUGCUGUAUUUUACUUUGUUAACCCUAUAAUAUCCUGUGAAUAUACACAGAGCUGGUACUUAUUUAUGCUAAGUACUGAUGCAAUAAAAUUAUUUCUGAAA
Molecule: messenger RNA, 2149 nt
Organism: Bombina bombina (fire-bellied toad)
Lineage: Eukaryota; Metazoa; Chordata; Amphibia; Anura; Bombinatoridae
Product: mid1-interacting protein 1-B-like
Exons: 2
Coding region: 127-591 (154 amino acids)
Biological process (GO): regulation of lipid biosynthetic process
Cellular component (GO): cytosol
Source: RefSeq, a predicted model, not a curated record